Paralichthys olivaceus (Japanese flounder) is the source of this 1407-nucleotide messenger RNA. It is a transcript of the gene samd13, whose product is annotated as sterile alpha motif domain containing 13. Gene Ontology annotation, molecular function: chromatin binding; histone binding. The record is from RefSeq and is a predicted model, not a curated record. Gene Ontology annotation, cellular component: nucleus. Lineage: Eukaryota; Metazoa; Chordata; Actinopteri; Pleuronectiformes; Paralichthyidae. Gene Ontology annotation, biological process: negative regulation of DNA-templated transcription.
UCACUCAACGGGGAAGAAGAAGGAAAAAAAACUACAUUCCCCAUGAUGCUCUAUUGUCAUGUGGGCGAAGACGGCUGAACCGAUGAAGAGCUUCCACUUGGUAUUACUUGAUUAAAUCUUGAUUUUAUCAAUUGAAUUUAGCAGUUUAUCGCUUAGUAAAAAUCUCGGAGGGGUUAGGAAACAUCGUGCUGACUGAACGACUCGCUCCUCGCGGACGAACCGUCGCUGUCAAGCAGGAAUCAUCCAAAAAUAAGCACCGUGUCUCUGCUUCUUCCAGUGGAGACUUCCGGUAAAUGAGAGACGACCACAGCAACAAUGAUGGUGUCUGAACUGCCAACUCACUAAGUUCUGCCAGAGAAGACGUCUGAUGAGAAAUUACUGCAACGUUACAGAUUCCGGAAUGGAAGAAAAGGCAAACGGCUCUGUUGACACCAAAAGCCCAGUGGAGAAUGGUCAGAUGCCCGACCCUGCCAACUGGGGGGUGGCUGAUGUCGUCAACUACUUCAAAGCUACGGGGUUUGAGGAACAAGCCACGGCUUUCCAGGAUCAGGAAAUCGAUGGCAAGUCCCUGCUCCUGAUGACGCGUAACGACGUCUUGACGGGGCUGUCGAUAAAGCUCGGCCCGGCGCUGAAGAUCUAUGAGUAUCACGUGAAGCCGCUGCAGACUCAACACCUGAAGAGCAAUGCGUCGUAGCAGCGCAUGCUGUCCCCAGCAUCCCACCUCAGCGACAAUCAUCCCGUCAGGAGAUCCCAGGUUAGCUGCCGCGUCACAGAUUCCUCUUGUCACAGUGGCACCAUAACAGGAUUUAAAUGCUGUAUGUUUUUUAUAAGCAUGGACCCCAAAAAUGGGUUGAACAUGGAGUCCAAUCAGCUGUUUACCCUUUCAGCCAUUCUUAAUUCUGCUGCUUGAGAUAUGUAUUUUAUUUGUCUGAGUGUGUGCUUUUAUUUCAAAGAAGAAAAAUUUAGGAGGCUGAAUUGAAUUAAUCUGUUUGUUUAGACGUAUUUGUAGAUAAGAUGAUAUAGUUCAAAACCAUGUUUGUUCUGUGUUUCCUGAACACUUUGAUACAUGCAGACAAUUAUUCUGAUGCGUCCCAUUUUGCCCCAAAAUCAUUUUUUAUGCUCGAAGCUGAGCAGCUGAGUCCAUGAUUCGUCCUUCGCAUGUAACAAUAAAGCUUUUUUUUCAGACACAAAAAGCCACGUUGAUUAUCCAGGCCAGAGGCUCCUAACAUGAAAAAUAUUUAUGUGUAUAUAUAUUCUUAUUAUUAUAUUUCCUACCUGUGGUGCUCUCAGCAUUUUGUCACAACUGUAUUGAAGUGUGUAUGACUAAUGUAUAUGUGCAACAUAACACUGGAGUUUGAAUAUCUGAAGCAAAGAUUUGCAAUAAAUGGUGCUCUUUUCUCACCAAAG